Messenger RNA from Trypanosoma theileri, 339 nucleotides. Its product is annotated as ribosomal protein S26. The transcript has a single exon. Gene Ontology annotation, cellular component: ribosome; cytosolic small ribosomal subunit. Bases 1 to 339 code for a protein of 112 amino acids. Gene Ontology annotation, biological process: translation. NCBI's taxonomy places the organism in Eukaryota, Euglenozoa, Kinetoplastea, Trypanosomatida, Trypanosomatidae. Gene Ontology annotation, molecular function: structural constituent of ribosome; mRNA binding. The record is from RefSeq and is a predicted model, not a curated record.
AUGACGACAAAGCGCCGCAAUCACGGACGUUCCAAGCCCCCAAGCUCCCGCGGCCGCACCACACCCGUGCACUGCUUCAACUGCAGCCGCCUCGCCCCGAAGGAUAAGGCCGUCCGCCGCUUUGUGGUGCGCCGCAUGUUGGACCAGGCGUCCGCCCGCGAUGUCGCCGAGGCGUCUAACAUCUACGGCGCUGGUUUCCCAAUGCCAAAGCUGUACAUGAAGCAGCGCUACUGCAUUGCGUGCGCUAUUCACAGCCGCACUGUGCGUGCCAGGCCCGUGGAGCAGCGCAAGCGCCGCUACACAACGAAGGUGCCUUAUCGCCCGAAUGCUGGUAAGUAA